Molecule: messenger RNA, 2199 nt
Organism: Penicillium canariense
Lineage: Eukaryota; Fungi; Ascomycota; Eurotiomycetes; Eurotiales; Aspergillaceae
Exons: 2
Coding region: 1-2199 (732 amino acids)
Source: RefSeq, a predicted model, not a curated record
AUGGCCACCAUGGACUGCGGUACCUCCAAAAUGCCUACUAGUGCAUGUUAUCCAGCCCGGAUCCAAACUCAUAUGAGAAACCAAGCAUCCCAUUCGUCGUCGUUAAGCCACGAUGCCAGGGCCAUUGGAGAACCUAUUGCAGAGCCCAUCCCGUCUCCGCGCCGAUGGUCGCCCACAUAUCAACCUCGACGCAGAACGAGCAGGCAUUAUCCGACAUCUUUGUCAUUCGUCCCGGCUCCCACGUUGCCGACCACAGAGCUCCAUGAACAAUCGAUGUCAUUUCCACGUCGACCCGCAGAGCGAGGCACCUUCUGCAUCUCACCCUUCCGAUCAGUACGCAGAAUGAAGGAACCCUUUCCAUUGAGGUUGCCCAAGUCACCAGCAUCGGCUUCGUCACCAGUAUUUACGGCGUACGAUGGGGCGCCCUCAUUUCCUACAAAGCCAACACAGUCAUCGAAGCCGCCGGCCGGCCAUUCACUGCGAACAUGGCGAUCAGACCAGAAUCUAACGUCAGCCAGCAUGUCUGCUUUUGGUCUCCUUCCUAGUCCUCCAAUUUCCGAAUUCAGGCCCGCAAGCGCUGACCUCGAAGCUUCUUAUUUUGAAUGUAAAAGUGACUCCAAGUCCGAGAGAAAGAGCAUUCAGAGCACUUUUGCAGUUACCGAUACCGACACCGACACCGAUACCGACACCACAGACGACGACGGGGGUGAUGUGGACUUGGGGCAAGACCUCACUGAGGAAACGAUCACCGAAGACCAGCUCCCCUACCAGGCCUAUCGUUCUCUAGACCGGAAAGAAAAGCUACCUGAAAAAAGACGAACGGAUGUAACAAAUGUCCAUGAAGCACAUUCCAAUCUCAUUCGGCAAUGUGAAGAAUCAAAUGAUACAAUCUCAACGACGAAAAAGCCUGAUAAAGUGCCAACGCCGGUGAUAUCAUCCGCCUCUCUACACAGUGUCAAGGCAUCCAUGCCUGCUACCUCUCCGAGACCUCAACGGCCGAGACCAACGACUGUCUCUAGCGAAGCCAGUUGGAUUCCGAGCAACUUCUCGUAUUGUGAGACAUGGUUGCAAGGUGUGCCGCUAGACCCGCUAGAUAAGGACGACAACCCCAAAGAAUUUAAUCGUCGGAAGUUCCAGAUUAUCGAAAAAGAUCCACCAAUGCCGAAGUUAGACAUCAUUCCUGGGCCGAGGGCCUUGGAUGAGCCAGUGCGAUUUGCCGUCGCCAGCAAGCCAAGGCUCGUGGAUAUCGCACGGCAAACGUCGCCAGCGGUGGCCCCUCCGCCGUCUGUAGUACGUCAAACUGUGUCUGUCCCAAUGACACCAGACCAGCGCCAGGAGGAAGUAUCCGCUUUCAGCCCAGAUACACCACUAGAGCCACCAAUGGACAUGUCUGAUAGUGGUUACGGAACACGCGAAUCGGGCUAUUCUAUGGACAGCUAUCAGGACAGCAAAGAUGACGACAUCUACUCAGACCCAGGCUCAUUGACCUCUGAUAGUGUCACAUCUACUGUUGUGUGUGACAGGCCUGAUUCAGCCCUGGGGCCGCGCGAGCCAUCACCACAACCAGAGAUUCGAUCGGGCAGCGUUAGCCCUAAAGCACUACCCUUCACAAGCAGGCAUUCCCCAGGCCGCGCGGCACACACUUCGGAAGAGGAGAAGCGCGAGAAGCAGGCAUCAUGGGAUCAUGAAUGGACUCUUGACGACCAUGAAUGGACUCUUCGCGAGCUUGACUAUUCAGUUAGAGACUUUCCACGCAACAUGCUGCGACUCACCUCUCCCGUUAUUGUCUUUCUACGGAAGAAUGACGAAAAGGCCCUGCUACGGCCCUUUCGGACCAUUUUUCCGACUGUCGCAGAGAAUCUCCUCGACUGUCUAUGCGCCGCACUCAUCGCCCGCAACUAUCUCCUUUCACUCGCAAAAUUCCAUCACCGAAAGCCGUCUCAUUCAUCACGAAAUGUCCCAUACGCGGUUGAUGCCGUCCCAGCCAAGGCAUACAGUACUCUCGGCAUUCAGCUCCCAUCUGGAUCACCCGGUCGCAUCAAAGGCCGCGUAUUAGGUCCGCGUAGCACAGAGCUCCGCCAGGAUAUCGAACGAAUAGUCGACAACCUGCUGUUUGCUAUCUGCGGCAAAUCUGACAAUACCCUCAAAUCCGCGAUCGAGGUCCUCGCUCAAGUCCUCGAAACUAAUUUCCCGCGCUAA